Messenger RNA from Sorghum bicolor (sorghum), 729 nucleotides. RefSeq lists its product as uncharacterized. NCBI's taxonomy places the organism in Eukaryota, Viridiplantae, Streptophyta, Magnoliopsida, Poales, Poaceae. The record is from RefSeq and is a predicted model, not a curated record. The transcript has a single exon. Bases 1 to 729 code for a protein of 242 amino acids.
AUGUUGAUGCAUGUCAAUUACGAGGCACUAGAGAUUUGGAAGGUGAUUGAACCGGGCGAGAAGGUGAAGAGAGCACAAGAUCGCCAGGCUAUGGGCGCACUACUGCGUUCAGUCCCGAAGGAGAUGUGGACGACUUUGGGAAGCAAGAAGACCGUGAAUGAGGCGAGAGCACAAGAUCGCCAGGCUAUGGGCGCAUUGCUGCGUUCAGACUCGAAGAAGAUGUGGACGACUUUGGGAAGCAAGAAAACCGUGAAGGAGGCGUGGGAGUUGGUCAAGACGAUAAGACUUGGUGCUGAUCGUGUGAAAGAUGUCAAUGCCCAGAAACUGCUCAAGGAGUUUGAGAAUAUGAGCUUCAUGGAAGGAGAGACAAUCGACGAUUUUGGCAUGAGCAUCAACAACCUCGUGGCCAAUCUCAAAUCGCUUGGAGAGAUAGUUGACGACACCUGUGUGAUGAAGAAGUUCCUGCGUGUCGUGCCACCUCGUUUCAGUCAACUUGUGGUGUCAAUCGAGAUGUUCUGUGACAUGAAGACAUUGACGGUUGAAGAAUUGGUGGGUCGGCUGCGUGCAGCUGAGGAUCGCCUAGAUGACAAGGUGGAGCAGAUAACGGACAAGUCAGGGAGGGUACUUCUUGCAGAGGAGGAUUGGUUGGAGAAGCACAAGCAACGUUCUCAGUCAAAUCCCACCAAGGAGGGCAACCAGAAAAGUUUCAUUGGCACUGGAAAUACGUAA